Apaloderma vittatum (bar-tailed trogon) is the source of this 5054-nucleotide messenger RNA. It is a transcript of the gene NLRC5, whose product is annotated as NLR family, CARD domain containing 5. Lineage: Eukaryota; Metazoa; Chordata; Aves; Trogoniformes; Trogonidae. Gene Ontology annotation, molecular function: protein binding. The annotation marks the transcript as partial. The record is from RefSeq and is a predicted model, not a curated record. The transcript has 40 exons.
CCCUCGUUUCAGGAUGGUCUGGACCUGGAAGCAGCUGUAGCACGCGCCCGUCCCCAGCUUGUGGAGUUCCUCAGUCGCCAGCCUGACUGGCUGCUCGAGACCUCGCAGCGAUUUCUCCCAGGGGUGACCCUGAAGGACCUGGAAGAUGCCACUGACCACAGAGAACAAGUCUCGGUGCUGCUUGACGCGCUGGAGAAGGCUGGCCCGGCCAUCUGGAAACGAUUUGCCCAAUACCUCUGCAUGGACUGCGACCUCCCCCUCGAGCUGGAGAUACUGCUCAUGAGUUCUGCGGGAGAAGGUAACUCAAGCCAGAAACAAGAAGCACACACAGAUGUGAGUGCUCGGUCCUCUGUGCCGAAAGGGUUUGCUCGACGUCGCCAACGCUGCGGCUCUGCGAGUGAUAAAGAUGCGAAACAGCGACGCCUGGAUUCACCUGAAAAGUACCGGUGUCUCCUCAUCGAUUUUGUCCGCCAGAGGUACGGACGCCAGAGAGCAGCAGCGCAGGGACAAACGCGGCCGCUGGCUUUCAACCAAGCCUUUGUCAACCUUGUCAUUCAGCGAAGCAAAGCCUCCCGCUUAAAAGAGAGGACACAUAAGCCCCGAGCGGAUUUGGCAGGUGCUCCCAAACCGGAAAAAUGCGUGGAUACUGCCAUGAAAGUGUCAGAUCUGUUUCAUGGUGAGGUCACAUCAGGCAAAACGAAGGUGGUCUUUUUGUUUGGCAAGGCAGGCACAGGCAAGACCACACUAAUGCACAGGAUUUGUCACAAGUGGGCAGAAGGCAUCCUGCCUCAGUUUUUCUUUGUUUUCCUGUUUGAGUUCCGGCAGCUGAGUUUAUUAAAGAGAAAACUGACUCUGAAGGAGCUUUUGUUUGACCUGUUCCUUCAGCCAGAGGACAGCCCUGAAGCAGUGUUUCAGUACCUCCUGGAAAAUGCCUGCCGUACUCUGAUUGUCUUUGAUGGGCUGGAUGAGUUUGCAGCUCACAUGGACCUGUCUUCCUCUUCUAAGGGAAACCCAGCUCUUACUUCCCGUGUGCCCAUAUCUGAGCUCUUUGCAGACCUCUGCCAUGGGAAGCUCCUGCGGGGCUGCACAGUGUUGGUUACCAGCCGACCGAAGAAGUUGCCUGACUUCUUGCUGAAUGCAGUAGAUCUGCUCGCAGAAAUUUGGGGAUUCGACCAUGACAAGGUUGAGGAAUACAUCAGCCGCUAUUUUCACCAGCGCUCGUUCAAAGAGCAAGCCAUUGCUCACCUGAAGAACAACACCAAGCUCCUCAGCAUGUGCCUCGUCCCUGCUCUGUGUUACGUGGUGUGCAUCUGUCUGGAGUAUUUGCUCCUCAAACAUCAGACGAGCGUGGAGCUGCCUCAGACCAUGACGCAGCUUUAUAUCAAAAUGCUUCUCAUCUUCAUCAGCGAAGAGCAGGGCGAGCGCGAGGGUGGCGAGGAGACUCGGCUGCGGUGUAACAGGAAGGCUGUUUUGGAUCUUUGUGAUCUUGCCCUGAGAGGCCUGGAAGGUAAGCAGCUUGUAUUUUCUGACAGCGAUAUUCCAGAGCACGUGAAGGAAUUUGCCUGCUUUCAUGGCUUGCUGACUGUCUUUGGGGUGAAGACGAGUGGCGCUUGCCCAGAGACUGGCUACGCCUUUGCGCACUUGAGCACGCAGGAGUUUUUUGCGGCGCUGGGUCUCAUGGUAAGUGAGAGAGUGGACAAGAGCCACCUGAAGAAAAAGUUCUCUCUGAAGUCCAAGUGGCCUUUAAAGAAUGAAACAAAGACUGAGUUCACGGAGAGUUUUCACAUCAUCCUCUCGGGCUUGUCGUCGAAAGAAUGUCGGCCGUUUCUCAUGCUGCUGGCUGAACGAGAGGAAGCGUGGGUGUGGGAUAAGCAGGACGCCAUCCUGCAGUCUCUCAAGAAACUGGCGGCCACUCAUCUGACAGGGCCUAAGGUCAUCGAGCUCUGCCAUUGCACGUUUGAAACGCAAGACCUCAAACUAGCCCAGCACAUCGGGAGCCUGCUAAAUUUCAAAUACGAGUUUAAAAACUUUAGACUGACGCCUCUGGACGUGUCGGCGUUGGUUUUCGUCGUAGACUCGGGCAGAGAUUUGACUCAUUUGGAUUUUUCUGGAUGUCUCAUGGAUGUGGGCUGUUUGGAACUGCUGGCUGGCUGUAAAAAUGUAGAGCACUUGAGUUUUCGUAGUAGGAGAUGUGACGAUGACUUUGCUGCUGCUCUUUCAAAGACCUUACGAGGAAUGAGGAGCCUGAGGAAACUAGAGUUGACAGGGGGGAGAAUCACAGCGAAGGGGAUGACUAACUUAGUCCAGGCUUCAUCACAGUGCCCCCAGCUUGAGGAGAUAAACUUGCAGGACAAUCGGAUCCAGGAUCCGGAGGUGAAGAGGGUGAUGGACCUGUUUUCCAGAAUGGAAAAACUGAAGAAAAUAGACCUGAGCAACAACCGUCUUUCCUUGAACGCUGUUCUUGUUUUGGCCCAGGAAGUCGUGACGUGCCAGAACGCUGCUGAGCUGCAUGUCAGGAAGGGCGCUGUGAUUAUAUAUUUUUCUGGCCUGUCUGGAAAAGUCGAGAGAUCUUUGGAUUCGAGGUGGGAAGAGAGUAAGGAACAUGUGGCUCCAACUAGAUCUGUAAAGUUAUGCUUGCAGAACUGCAGCCUGUCUUCCCGACACGCAGAGGAGAUCGUCGCUGUUCUCCAGAGCUCUCCCUGUCUCUCUGAAGUGGAUUUGUCAGGUAACAAGCUUGGAGAUGAAGGCUGCGGUGUCCUGCUGGAAAGCCUCCCUUGGAUAUCAAUUUCUAAGCAGCUGGAUCUCAGUCAAAACCACCUCUCUGUUCGUGGCAUUUGCAGCCUGCUGAAGUCAGUAAAUACCUGCAAGACGGUGCUGGAGGUGCAGGUCAGUCUUUGUCGUGACGCUGCAGUCCUGAGAUUUACAGAAGACAAAGAGUUUGCUUCCCUUCCGCCUAGGGAGAAGCCCGUGUUCUCUCCUGAUGACCGACAGUAUGGAGAGGAAAACCAGAUGCUUGCUCCCCUCCCCAAAAUAAGGCUGACAGACAGUCAUUUUCAAGCUGAUGACCUGGAGAAGCUGUGUGCAGUCCUAAAGGGGUGUAGCAGCAUAUCCGAGCUGGACCUAUCAAAUAACAGUCUGGGAGACGAGGGACUUUUGCAGGUUUUUCAGUUCCUGCCGAGUUUGAAAAUGUUAAGUUCUCUCAGGCUUAAUGACAACCAGCUCUCCCUGAACUCUGUGUUUUACUUAGCUCAGUCCUUAUCUACAUUGGAACACAUUAAAACAAUGAACCUCAGCUUAGGACACGCGCAAGUGGUUCAUCUAACCUUUUGGGCAAGAAACAGGGUCAGAAGUACCAGCAGAUGGAGUGGUGGCCUCCUGGCGCAUCCCGAGCGAGAAGCCAAAGGACGGUGCUUUCGCCUCGGGGACUGCAGAGUGGGACCGGAGGACGUGACCAGGCUGUGCCAGACGCUGGCUCAGUGUCCCCAGCUCACAGAAAUCGAUCUGUAUGGAAAUUCGUUGAGUGAGCAGAGCAUUGAGAGAUUAGUGAGCUUCCUGCCGUACCUCUGUCAUCUGAGGCUCCUGAGCGUUCGGAACAACACAUUUUCCCCACGUUGUGCUGUCUUGUUCGCCAGCUCCAUCAACCUCUGUGAGCGGAUCAGAGCAGUGGAAGUCCGGUCAAGUGAAAAUGCUUUCUUGCAUUUAGGACCAAGCCUGCGAAGCCAGAAGACAUCAUGCAGGCUGGUGGACUGUGCCAUCGGUCGAGGGCAGGUGGAUGAGCUCUGCAGAGUCCUGGAGCGGCACGGGUGGCUGGCAGAAGUAGAUCUCUCCGGGAAUCAGCUGGGAGAUGAAGGCCUGAGGUGCUUCUUGGACCACUUGCAUCGAGUGCCCGUUACCUGUUCCCUCAAUCUCAGCCACAACAGGAUUUCUCAGGACGGAGUUCUGCACCUCUUAAAUGCUUUUGCCACAUCUGGAAACACUGCUGAAGUUCAAGUCAGUUUGUGCUCCAGAGCAACUUUAAUCAUCAAGUUGACAAGCAGAGAUGACCCGAGAAAGAUUUUAAGACUCUCAGAGUGCAACUUUCAGCCAGAGCACCUGGAAAAGUUGUGCUUGCUCCUGGAAAAGUGCACGGGUCUGACCGAGUACAUAUCCUCCAAUAACAACGUGACAGUCCAGGCUGCGGAGAGACUUCUGCGGUCACUGAGCCAGAACUUGGGGCCUCUGAAAAUCAGCAUCGAAGAGCCGUGGGUAUGUAAAGAAAGUGUCACGAACCUCCUUGAGCUCGCUGUCCAGGCCUGUGGAAACAUUACUGAGAUCAUGAUAUGUAAAGAGAAAUGCCUCUUCCAGUUAGGUGUAAAGUUCCCCCACUGCCAGGAGAAGGUGGAGUCGGUUGUUAACAGACUGGCUCUGUACGACCCAGAAAUCCAGCACGCUCGCUUCUACCAAAGGAUUUGUGAAAAGUGUGCUCAGCUGCAGGAACUGAGGUGGUCUCAUGUUGAGCUCCACAACGAUGAAGCAGAGAUGCUUGCCAGGAUUUUGCUGCCUCUUCCAAAGCUGAAGAAGUUUGGGCUGAUCUCGAGCAGUCUGAUGCCGGCUGGGAUGCAUUACUUGACCACAGGCUUGCAGAAUUGCCAGGCCAUCAAAGAACUCAACCUGAGCUACAUGAAUCUCGGCAGUGCUGCCAUUGCUAAGCUCGUGUUGGGACUUCGUGAAAUGUCAUCUUUAAAAAGACUUAUCUUGAACCACACCGGUGUUGGUAAUGACGGCUGCUCCAGACUUGCGGAAGCCUUGAGGAACAUGUACAACCUGGAGGAAAUCAAUUUAAGCCACAACAAGAUUGGAGAUCCAGGCCUGUUUCUGCUGAAAAUGCCAAACCUGAAGAAAAUCGACCUUUCAGGGAACAGCUCUAGUCCUGCUGGAGGGGAAAAACUUAUGGAAGCUCUUGCCUACUGCAAGCGCAUCGAGGAGUUAAUACUGUCGAGGAAUGAUUUUGGAGACAGCGCAGCAGUGAAACUUGCCCUCUGUCUGCCUCACACAACCAACCUGAAGAUCCUCCA